Molecule: messenger RNA, 488 nt
Organism: Aspergillus caelatus
Lineage: Eukaryota; Fungi; Ascomycota; Eurotiomycetes; Eurotiales; Aspergillaceae
Exons: 1
Coding region: 53-340 (95 amino acids)
Source: RefSeq, a predicted model, not a curated record
GUUCUUGUUCUCAACCCCUCCUUCAUACUCGAUAUAAGCUUAAUGUUCAUUUAUGGCACGCAGACCCGCUGGGGCGAUCAACAGAGAAAAGGUAAGGAUGCGGUUGAUUAGGCUAGUGUACAGCAGAUUUGCUUGCCUCAACAGCUUCAAUUCAUAUUUCACCAUAGAUACUCAAAACAAGGUUCUCCCGCCGAUCUGGAAAACAGCGCCGGGCUCCCUCGAGUUAAGUCAAAUUCGUCCCAAAGCCGCCAGUCCAUACAGUAAACAUGUCCCAUUGAAGAUCCUUCAUGAACAGAAAAGCAAGGAGAAACCACCGUCAUCCCAUACCAGAAACCAUUGAGUAAAAGGAAAUAUAAGAGGCGACAAAUACAAGUCAGGCAAUUAGCGGGAAUAAACAACACGAAACGCCAGUCGGUCAAGAUUCACAAGACCUGCGAGGGGAAGAAACAAUUUAAGAAGAUUCCUCAUCGUCCUCGGGGGCAGCCUGA